AUGCCACCCGCCAAGCGGAAGCCCGCCCAAUCGCCGCCGGUCAAGCUCGCUGCAGCGGUGGCGCCGAUGAGGGUCACUCGGGCCGCGGCCAAGCGUUCCGCCUCCGCCAGCUCCGAACCUCCGCCGGCAGAGAAGAAGGUCAAGAAGGCCAAGGGUAGUAGUGGUGUUAAGCAUAAGAAGAAGGAGAAAGAAACUGCUUCGGUUAAAGCAGAAGAAAAGGAGGAAAGAGAAGAAGAAGAAGAUGAAGAAGGUGCUUCCAGCAAGAUUAUCGUCGUUGAACACUGUAAGCAAUGUAACCAAUUCAAGACGAGAGCCAAUCUGGUGAAAGAACGUAUAGAGAAAGCGGAUUGUGGAGUCAGUGUGAUACUGAACCCUGAAAAGCCAAGAAGAGGUUGCUUUGAAAUACGGCAAGAAGGGGGAAAGAAGUUCAUCAGUCUCUUGGACAUGAAGCGACCAUUUAAACCAAUGAGGGAUCUCGACAUGGACAAGGUCAUUUCGGAUAUCAUCGAUGAGAUCUCAACGUCUUAG
Molecule: messenger RNA, 528 nt
Organism: Sphenostylis stenocarpa
Lineage: Eukaryota; Viridiplantae; Streptophyta; Magnoliopsida; Fabales; Fabaceae
Source: the annotation of a GenBank genome assembly